This is a messenger RNA of Eurypyga helias (sunbittern), 1047 nucleotides long. RefSeq names its product gap junction protein, alpha 4, 37kDa (gene GJA4). Gene Ontology annotation, cellular component: connexin complex. NCBI's taxonomy places the organism in Eukaryota, Metazoa, Chordata, Aves, Eurypygiformes, Eurypygidae. The coding region runs from base 16 to 1047 and encodes 343 amino acids. The record is from RefSeq and is a predicted model, not a curated record. Gene Ontology annotation, biological process: cell communication. The transcript has a single exon.
GAGGUUCCCUAGAAGAUGGGCGACUGGGGUUUCUUGGAGAAACUGCUGGACCAAGUCCAGGAGCAUUCGACGGUCAUCGGGAAGAUCUGGCUCACUGUGCUCUUCAUCUUCCGCAUCCUCAUCCUGGGCUUGGCUGGGGAGUCGGUGUGGGGGGAUGAGCAGUCGGAUUUCGUGUGUAACACCAAGCAGCCGGGCUGCACCAACGUCUGCUAUGACAAGGCCUUCCCCAUCUCCCACAUCCGCUACUGGGUGCUCCAGUUCCUCUUUGUCAGCACCCCAACCCUGAUUUACCUUGGCCACGUUGUCUAUCUCUCCCGGAAGGAGGAGAAGCUGAAGCAACAGGAGAGCGAGCUUCGGGCUAUCCACAGCAAGGACCCGAAGAUCGAGCAGGCCCUGGCAGCCGUAGAGAAGAAGAUAUCCAAGAUCUAUGUGGCAGAGGACGGGCGGCUCAAGAUCCGAGGGGCGCUGAUGUGGACGUACAUCACCAGUGUGAUCUGCAAGAGCAUCUUUGAGGCUGGCUUCCUCGUUGGCCAGUGGUACCUGUACGGCUUCUCCAUGGUGCCCCGCUACGUGUGCAAGAGGGACCCCUGCCCCCAUCAGGUGGAUUGCUUCAUCUCCCGCCCUACCGAGAAGAGCAUCUUCAUCAUCUUCAUGCUGGUGAUGGGUCUGAUCUCCUUAAUCCUGAACCUCCUGGAGCUCUUCCACCUCUGCUGCAAGAACCUGCUUAGCAACAUCAAGAAGGCAUCGGGGCCAGUCGCCCUGAGCCAGGACACCUUUGCCGACGAUGUGGCCUCUGGUCCCUACGCGCCCAAGCACUACUCAUUCCUGCCCAUGGCUGAGAGCCACACGCCGCCCUACCAGGCCUACAACAAGCUCUCCAGCGAGCAGAACUGGGCCAACUUGCGCAACGAGGAGAACCUGGUGCUGGGCAGGGACAGCAGGCCCCUCUCGGACCCCUACGCCCCCAGGACUACUGAAGCCCUCGCCCCAGAGGGGAAGCUGGGCAGUCGGCCUGAGAGCUCAGCCUCCAAAAAGCAGUAUGUCUAG